Otolemur garnettii (small-eared galago) is the source of this 799-nucleotide messenger RNA. RefSeq names its product histone H2B type 1-K. Gene Ontology annotation, cellular component: nucleosome. Lineage: Eukaryota; Metazoa; Chordata; Mammalia; Primates; Galagidae. The coding region runs from base 23 to 403 and encodes 126 amino acids. The transcript is spliced from 2 exons. Gene Ontology annotation, molecular function: DNA binding; protein heterodimerization activity; structural constituent of chromatin. The record is from RefSeq and is a predicted model, not a curated record.
CGGCUGUGUUUUUCUCUUCAUCAUGCCUGAACCGGCAAAGUCUGCUCCUGCUCCGAAGAAGGGCUCUAAGAAGGCUGUAACCAAGGCCCAGAAAAAGGAUGGCAAGAAGCGCAAGCGCAGCCGUAAGGAGAGUUACUCGGUGUACGUGUAUAAGGUGCUGAAGCAGGUCCACCCAGAUACCGGCAUCUCCUCCAAGGCCAUGGGCAUCAUGAAUUCGUUCGUCAACGACAUCUUUGAGCGCAUCGCGGGUGAGGCUUCUCGCUUAGCCCAUUACAAUAAACGCUCGACGAUUACUUCCAGGGAGAUUCAGACGGCGGUCCGCCUGCUGCUUCCUGGAGAGCUGGCCAAACACGCCGUGUCCGAGGGCACCAAGGCUGUCACCAAGUACACCAGUGCCAAGUAAACUUAAGCAAGUAGGGAGGGACUUUCUCUGGAAUUUCCUGGUCUGAACAAGAAUGCUUCUUACCAAAAAACUCAUAGUUGCCUUCAGUCCACUCCCUGUCACAUCACGGUCGAUGGCAGAGAAGACGACAGAAGAAUGCAACCACACCUGGAUGGAUUUUUCUACUAGAUAUGCAUGCCUGCCUGCCUGCCUCUUGGCACGUUAUCUCCUGGAUCUAUUGGUUGUCCCUAAUAAUCAUGUACUGCCCUUCCAAUAAUUGUCUACAUAACCCAUCUCCUCCUUUCCCUGUGGAAAAGGUUAUAGGAGCUUUUAUACCCCAUUGGAGGGGGGUUGGGGAAAUCACUCAGUGAUAUCUGCUCCUGUACUUUAAUAAAUUUGUAUGCCUUUUCUCCUUUU